CCCGCCUCGCUUGGAAAACAGUCACACAUCGACCCACCACCGAGCUGCGGCUGCCGUCUGUUCCCCGGACGGACGAUCCAUGGUUCCCGCCGGUGGUUGUGGCCGCUUGGCCCUCAGCGUCCUGCUUCUGCUGGCCGGCGCUUUAGGUGAAUAUUGUAGGGCAUACACAGAUUCUGAUGGACGCACGUAUUCUGAAAAAUCCUGCCCACAGUUCUGCUGUGGAAACUGCAUCAGCCGAUAUUGCUGCUUGGAUAGGUCAUAUAAAUUUGGAGAAGAUGAACAAUUUAUGUGUAAUGUGCUGGACGACAGGACAUAUCAACCCAUCAAGGAAGAAACGUUGAAGUUGCGUUCACACUUCGAUGAUGACUGGGAACCUAGACCCAGUUUUGGGACCUUUGUUGCUAUAGGGGUCACCCUCUUCGUGGUAUUCGUAGUCACUGUCAUUCUGUGCUUCACCUGUUCAUGCUGCUGCUUGUAUAAAACGUGUCGGAGGCCACGGCCUGUUGUGACCACCACAACUUCCACCACAGUGGUCCAUGCACCAUAUCCCCAGCAGCCCGGGAUACCACCUGGUUACCCAGUGACACCCUAUCAAGGAUAUCAUCCUGUACCAGUCCAGCCACAACACGGAAUGCCAGCAGCACCCUACCCAACACAGUAUCCUCCACCUUAUCCAACGCAAGUUUCAGGACCACCAGCCUACCAUGAGACAGUGGCAGCUGGUGCUGGAGUGCCCUACCCAGUCAAUCAACCCCCCUACAAUCCUGCUUACAUGGACCCUCAGAAGCCCAUCUAUUGAAUGGAUUUUCUAUUAUGCCUCUGUGCAUAACUUUUUUGUAAAGUAUAACAUGCUGUUUAUACCAUACAGCUGUAGCACAUUUUCUUAAAAUGCAGCAGUCCCUUGUUUCUCUGUAAAGAGAGAAAUCUAAAUCAGUAGCUUUUUAAAAUACACUGAGCUCAGCAAGCAAAAGAAUUUAUCACUUGAAGUUCACUCCAUACCUCAAGCAAAUACAAUAGGAGAACUUGUUCAAAUUCCAGUGACAAAAGGGUGAAAAGGGAAUAGUUCAGAUACAAGAAGCAUGGUAAUGUGUUUUGUGCAAUAAUUUGAAGGGUGUUAGAAAAGAAUGAUCAGAAAUAAGUUAAACAGUCGUAAGCACCCAAAGCUGUAGCAUUCAUCUGCAUAUUAUUAAAAUAUAAACCUAAUUGUCAGAAAACUUUUACUAAAAUUUGAUCUUCCUGUUUUCAAGUUAACAUGAUGAAUUAAGCUACACUUAACUUAGUGAUUUUUAAAGGGAAAUUUCCUUUGCUGGAAUAUAAUUGUGUUCAGAAAGGGAUAGUGGAACAUGUUCUAAUAGCUUUUUUCCACACUGGUUGCAUUUAUUUUGUGCCCAACAGGCAGGGGGUUGAUCUAUUCCUUUCCGAUUUUAAAGCUAAAAACAUGUCAAGUCACUAGGUGUCUUUUUACUUCCUUUAUUUAAUUCUCUCUUAUCCCUGGCAAAAAACAAACCAACCCUCCACUGUUCAAUUAAAUAAACAUGUCAAAAAGCUGAAAACCUAAGAAUGCUGCAUGAGAACAAUUGGAUGAGAAUUUGUUUGCUUCAUCAUUGCAAGUUUUGACUACGUUUUGAUAUUGCAAAAAACAUUUCACCUUGACAGAACCAUGCAUUGUCCCUGUGAUGAAAACACUGCUUCUCAAACUUGCAGAAGAGCAGUCUGACCCAGUUAUAAAUCCUGCUCACUUACGUGUGCAGUAGCUAAUUUUAAGAGAAAUGGAGAUGUACCCCAUGUGCCUGCCAGCAAGAUCAAGCCCUGGACAUCCUGAGUGUGUUUUUACGCUAAGACAGGAACUUUAUAAGGAAGAUACCUCUUCCAAUAAAAUUAAAUAUUGACUUCAAAAAUACUGGGGGGAAAAAAUCUCAACAUGCUGUACAGCAAAGACCAAAUCCUGCUAUCCUUCCAAUUUCCACUGAGUGUAAUGGGAGUUUGGACUAAGUAAAGAUGGCAGGAUUUGGACCCAGAGAUGCAAAGGAGCUUACUUCGGGGAGAAUUGCACAUGUACAGGGGAAAAAAUUGUCUAUCAUAAAAGCUUUGUGUUAAAAUGUUGACCUUUAUAACCCAUUAUAAUUGUGACCAAUCACGGCAUUACUUUCCAUUUUAAAGCUUGUAUUUACCAAACUAGUCACGAUUUUAGACACACUGCACAAUCUGAUUUUUAAAAACCCUCAACAACUCUUCUCUAAAAUUGAAAUAGGCUUUUAUUGUCCAGUGAUGAAGCUAAUCAGUUAACUAUUACUUCAGUGCAGCUGAACUGAUGGAAUAUUAUGACAUUACUCUCAUUCUGGUUUCAUUUGUUUAGAGAUGUUUACAAGCUGCUUGUUUUUGGGUCCUGUACUUGUGAUAGGUUAAAAAUAUAUAUAUAUCUCAAGUUUGUUUGUACAGACAUGAUCUUGUCACUGAUAGUGUUGUUUAUCUUGCCUCUAUCUGCAGAAUGACCGUGACUGAAACUAACUUUCAAAAACAGCUUUGUCCAUACUUCAACAUAGUAUCAGACAGUGGGAAUAGAAAUUAAAAGGCAGUCUGUGCCUGGAUUUUUCAACCUUUGUUUGAGAUGGUCUUCAGGGAAUUUCACAAACUUUCAGCAGUUGUCCAGCAUUCUGAUAGGAGACCCAGUGUCUGUCUUGCUACAUAGCACCAAGGGGAGCACUUGUGCUAAUAACAUUAAAUGGGUCCAUGAAACAGGCACAAAGGGGGAGUUGUUAUAUGGUGCACUUUCUUCCCUGCUUCACAACCAGAAGAUGGGGUAGCACCUCACUGUAAAUACUGCACUUUUGGAGCUGUGUGGGAACAGCUGGAGAGGGAGAGGUAGACCAGCUGAGGAGUUUCUGCUGUGGUAUGUUCCCCUAGAAAUCCUGUAUGUCUUAUUUUCUGAAGUGUUUUCUGGCAUAAUUCCUUUUCUGUAGCUUCUACCUGUGUGGGUGGCUGGACAAUUAGGAGUGCAGAGGCGCAGUAGAGGGGACCAAGAUCAUCACAGCAACCAGAUUAGACAGCUGCCAGGGUAGAGGCUGAACAGAAAGGGGCAGCUGUUCAGCACAGAUGACCUGAGGUCCUCAGAGUUGGGGCUGGGAUUUUCCAUAGUAGUUUGGUUCUGUGUGAUUACAAAGCUGUGGCAUCUGCAUUUUUAAUUGUUAAUGGUGGGUGUAAUUAAGAGCAGAAAUUGGCCCAUGAAGUCUUAUUUUAUGCAUUGAUAACAUGUUAGUCAAAAGUAGCUUAUACAUUGCAUGUUUCAAAAGUUGUUUGUUUUUAUAAACUCUAAGUGCCUUUAUUUCGAAAACAGUCUAGUGAUUUAAAUACAGUAGAAUAUUCUGUUGUACUAAUUUACCAUAUAAUUCUUAGUUUUUUUUCUCAAUUAUAACCUUGCUUUGUAAGUAGUUUGUAGUUACACGUGAGAAGUAUUCAGAAGAACUGGAAUAAAGUCUGUACAUCUAUUUAUAAUAAAUGGAAAUGUCUGAA
Emys orbicularis (European pond turtle) is the source of this 3510-nucleotide messenger RNA. It is a transcript of the gene SHISA5, whose product is annotated as shisa family member 5. The coding region runs from base 80 to 799 and encodes 239 amino acids. Gene Ontology annotation, cellular component: endoplasmic reticulum. Lineage: Eukaryota; Metazoa; Chordata; Testudines; Emydidae. The transcript is spliced from 6 exons. The record is from RefSeq and is a predicted model, not a curated record. Gene Ontology annotation, biological process: positive regulation of canonical NF-kappaB signal transduction.